AUGAUAUAUGUGGACUUACUUAAAAGGUAUAUUUACCCUCAAACAGGCACAGUUUCGGCAGAAAAAGUGCACGAAUUAAAGGUCAGAUAUCCCUAUCCACAAACAGGCACAGUCUCUGUAGAAAGAUUGAAUGAAUUAAAUAAACGGUAUAUUUACCCACAAACAGGCACGGUUUCUGCAGAGAAAGUGCACGAAUUACUUAAAAGGUAUAUUUACCCUCAAACAGGCACAGUUUCGGCAGAAAAAGUGCACGAAUUAAAGGUCAGAUAUCCCUAUCCACAAACAGGCACAGUCUCUGUAGAAAGAUUAAAUGAAUUAAAUAAACGGUAUAUUUACCCACAAACAGGCACGGUUUCUGCAGAGAAAGUGCACGAAUUUGCAAAAAGAUUCUUCCUUGAUAGACUCGCCCAACGUCUUCUCGAUCUUGAAAACUAAGCUGAUCUGUUGAGCCAUUUUUCAUCACCCCAGAUUUUUACACAUUUAUUAUGUUUAUAUUAACUUUUUGGAUAUAUUGCAAAAAGAUUCACAUGGUGUAAAAUGUUUCUAUCAGUAUCUUUUGAAUCAUUAAAAUUUGAAUAUACUAAACGAAGUUACAGCGCAGACAGUGACGGAAAUCAGAACAUUGUUCACCUGCAUGAAAGAUAUCGACUUCAAUGUUGGCAACUAUGAACUUUUAAUA
Messenger RNA from Mytilus californianus (California mussel), 679 nucleotides. RefSeq lists its product as uncharacterized. The transcript is spliced from 9 exons. The record is from RefSeq and is a predicted model, not a curated record. Lineage: Eukaryota; Metazoa; Mollusca; Bivalvia; Mytilida; Mytilidae. Bases 1 to 435 code for a protein of 144 amino acids.